AUGGCUAAGAAGGCUGCACUAACCAAAGAGAAGAUGCAGGAAAUCCACAGGGCAGUUACCAAAUUUGUGGUGAUGGGGCUUCAUCCAUUUUCCACAGUGGAAUCACCAUCUUUCAGGGAGAUGACCACUGCCCUCAAUCAUAGAUACCAACCACCAUCCAGGGAUGACAUCUCCAACACGUACAUACCCGCGUGGUAUUCUGUUAUAAAACAUAAUGUCAUCCAGGAACUGAUGCAGGUCAGCAAAGUUGCAAUUACUUGUGAUGGAUGGACCAGCAUGGCACAGGACCACUAUCUAACAGUGACUGUCCAUUACAUUUACAAAGGCAGCAUCCAGCAGAAAGUGCUAAGUACUGAAGCAGUUUAUGAGUCCCAGACAGGGCCAGUGGUGGCACAGGAAAUCCACAACAUUCUUGAGGAAUUCAAGUUGACUGAAAAAGUCAUAGCUGCCACAGUAGACAAUGCAUACAACAUGGAUGUUGCACUGAGAAACUUGACAUUUUUAAAGGUUGGAUGCUUUGCUCACACACUCAACCUGGCAGCACAAAAGGUGUAUGGCAUCCAUGCUGUGACUAGGUGGUGUGCAAAGAUUCGCGCAGUGGUGGUGUGGCUGAAGCGCUCCACCAUGAGCAAAACUGUCCUGAGAGAGAAGCAGAGACUCCUCAAUUUGCCAGAGCACAAUGUUAUCCUUGAUGUGAGGACUCGCUGGAAUUCUCUGUACCUCAUGGUGGAGCGGUUUGUGGAGCAGUUCCCUGCAAUCCAGGCAGCUUGCCUCGAUCAAAGGCUAAGAAAGCCAAUGGAGAGGGACAGACUAGAAAGGCUUACAGAGAGUGAUUUUGAGAAGGCAGAGGAAUUCAUCAAAUGCAUGAAGGUCUUGUACACCUCAACCCUCUGUGUGUCAAGUGACAAGUCCCCCACAAUCAGCCAAAUCAUCCACAUCCUCACAAAGCUGAAGGCACACUAUUCAACCUCCGAUGAUGACAAUGUCUUUGUAACUGCUAUAAAAGAGAAGGUGUGGGGAGAUCUUGAAAAAAGAUACCAGGAUCAAGACGUUCAGAACUUCCUUCAGGAGGCCACAUUGAUGGAUCCUCGCUUUAAAGGCAGGCUGGAAGUUGGUGUUGCAGAAACUUGGGAAAGGCUUGAAAAAGCAAUCGACACUGCCGCUACGGCAGCUCAGCAUCCAAAAGAGGAUAACCCUCCUCAGCAGACUGAGGCAGGUGAGGAGGAGGACCAAGCAGGCAAAUGUAUCAAGAUGUCAGCCUUGGAGCAGUUGUUUGAGGAUGAAGACCGAGAACUUCAUACAGCUCAGUCCACAGGUGUCCUCUCCAUCACAGAGCAGGUGCAGAAAGAGAUGGAGAUCUACAAAAGCCUGCCAGCCAUCCCAUCUGGACAAGACCCUUUGGCCUGGUGGGGGGGCCUCAUCAACCCCCUCUGA
This is a messenger RNA of Paramisgurnus dabryanus, 1434 nucleotides long. The record is from RefSeq and is a predicted model, not a curated record. NCBI's taxonomy places the organism in Eukaryota, Metazoa, Chordata, Actinopteri, Cypriniformes, Cobitidae.